Molecule: messenger RNA, 994 nt
Organism: Hyposmocoma kahamanoa
Lineage: Eukaryota; Metazoa; Arthropoda; Insecta; Lepidoptera; Cosmopterigidae
Product: clumping factor B-like
Exons: 4
Coding region: 62-994 (310 amino acids)
Cellular component (GO): extracellular region
Molecular function (GO): chitin binding
Source: RefSeq, a predicted model, not a curated record
CCUGAAGCACCUUAUUCGUAUCGCGAAUCGAAACUACGGUAGCUGGCAUAGCGAUCGGAACAUGAAUACAGCUACAUGGCUCUUAUGCUGCGCGGCUCUUCUGGCCAGUGUCUCCAGCUUCUCAAUCCCGUUGAGACAGGAUGUGGAGACCAUUUGCAUUGGCCAGGAGAAUUUCCUAGGAAUCCCCAGUGAUGACAGCUGUAUGCAUUACUACCAAUGUUACGCGGGACGCGCUUACUUGAUACAGUGUCCUGCGGGAACUUGGUUCAAUGAAGAGGAACAGAUAUGCGACUGGAGCGAAACACCUGAAAGAUGCCGUGAAGUUGAACCCGAACCCGAACCCGAACCCGAACCCGAGCCCGAGCCCGAGCCCGAGCCCGAGCCUGAGCCCGAGCCCGAGCCCGAGCCCGAGCCCGAGCCCGAGCCCGACCCAGACCCCGAACCCGAACCCGAACCCGAACCCGAACCCGAACCCGAACCCCCGGAGCCGGAGCCGGAGCCGGAGCCGGAGCCGGAACCCGAGGACGAAGAGGGUAUAUUAUUGUUAACACGUUCAUCAAUACUCAAGUCAGUGAAACAAGAGGAGGUUCUCGAGGAAGUAGAAAUUUCAUUUCAAUUUCGUAAAGAAAAUUUAAAUAGAAAUGAAGAUAAUGAAAACUUGAGAAAGCAACAGCAUAUAGAUAAUACAUUCGAUAAUGUAGCUCAGGAGGAGAAAGAAGAUGGUGACGGGCAAAUUAUAAAACAGCGUGCUGUCAAAAAUGUUGGUGAAUCAAAACAAGAAGAUGAAAGCAAUGAACAGACUAAUGAAGAUCAAACCGAAAAUGAAGCGGAAUCUGAUGAAGAUGAUGAAAGCAGUGACGACAAUGAUACGGAAAAAGACGACGAUGUUGAUGACGAAGAAACAUCUACUCAAGACGAAAAUGAUGACGAAGAACCGGAAUUGGACGAAGCUUUUAUAAAGACAUUAUUAAAACUGUUUAAACUCGUUGCUUAA